Ascoidea rubescens DSM 1968 is the source of this 321-nucleotide messenger RNA. It is a transcript of the gene ISD11, whose product is annotated as Isd11p. Gene Ontology annotation, cellular component: L-cysteine desulfurase complex; mitochondrion. NCBI's taxonomy places the organism in Eukaryota, Fungi, Ascomycota, Saccharomycetes, Ascoideales, Ascoideaceae. The record is from RefSeq and is a predicted model, not a curated record. Gene Ontology annotation, biological process: iron-sulfur cluster assembly. The coding region runs from base 1 to 321 and encodes 106 amino acids. The transcript has a single exon.
AUGUCGUUGUUCAAUCCCCUUCCUGUCACCAGAAGACCCACCAAGCAGGAGAUCCAGCAUUUGUACCAUCUGUUUUUGAAGACGUCCAAGGCCUUCUCUAACUACAAUUUCAGAGAGUACUUUUUGAGAAAGGCCAAACAUGAUUUCGAGCAGAGAAACAAGCUUACAGAAGACAAAGAUAUCAUCAACUCAUAUAACCAAGCUUUGAAAGACUACGCUGUUCUUAAAAGGCAAUCCGCCAUUUCCCAAAUGUACAAGUUUGACCAGAAUGUUGUUGAAGCCAACCCAUUGUUCCACCAUCACCAGAUCAAAGACGACUGA